Molecule: messenger RNA, 591 nt
Organism: Panicum hallii
Lineage: Eukaryota; Viridiplantae; Streptophyta; Magnoliopsida; Poales; Poaceae
Exons: 3
Coding region: 130-576 (148 amino acids)
Source: RefSeq, a predicted model, not a curated record
AAUGACGCAAAUGACCAAGUUGAUGCCGAUUCAGAGGGUCAUACAAUUGAAGGAGAACCAGUUGGUGACUUUGUUCCUGCGCCCCGAAAGGAAGUCCGCAAGAAAACCAUAGGGCUUGGCUUAGAGAAGAUGAUAAAGAGAGGAAACAAGCUGCCUAUCCAAGUGGCUGAAGGGAAGAAAAGACCUGAUGUCCCACUUCAAGCAGCGAAGCUGGCAUCAGAAACUGGUGUAGCUCUUAGAGACAAGCUGCCUAUCUACACAUCUUGGAAGCUUUAUGAAAAAGAUGGGGGGCCAGUAGAAGUACAAAAAGUGCUUGAUAAAGUGGCGAAUAGGUUGGAUGUGGAUGUUAAGAAUGAUGGACCAAGCAAAUCUGCAUGCACUGAUAUCAUUAAGAAGGGAGUAAAGCAGCAGAGGUAUCACCUAAAAAGGAAGUACUUCGACGAGUCCCUCACAAUGGAACAGCUGUUGGCCAAAGAACCUCCACCUAAAAUGAAGACAGAGGAGUGGAUCGAGCUCGUAAAGUACUGGUGUGACCCAAAGAAUCAGGUCCAUGGCCUGCAUCACUGCUUUUGUUAACAUGCAAUCAAACUA